Messenger RNA from Morchella importuna, 249 nucleotides. RefSeq lists its product as uncharacterized. The record is from RefSeq and is a predicted model, not a curated record. The transcript is spliced from 3 exons. Bases 1 to 249 code for a protein of 82 amino acids. Gene Ontology annotation, cellular component: spindle; interphase microtubule organizing center; centrosome. NCBI's taxonomy places the organism in Eukaryota, Fungi, Ascomycota, Pezizomycetes, Pezizales, Morchellaceae. Gene Ontology annotation, biological process: microtubule nucleation by interphase microtubule organizing center; mitotic spindle assembly; gamma-tubulin complex localization.
AUGUCGUCGUCUGCCCCCGCCGAACGCGCACCGUCGAAGCGCCAACAGGCCGCGAGAGAGGUCGUCGAUAUCCUACACGAGAUCUCGACGCUGCUCAAUACACACCUCGACAGGAACGCUCUCUCGCUGUGCGUAUCGCUUGUUGAGAAUGGGGUUAAUCCUGAGGCGUUGGCUACUGUAAUCAAAGAGCUUAGGCGCGAGAGCGAGGGACUCAGGGACGCGCCGGAGGCGAUGGAUGUGGAUGGAUAG